Exophiala oligosperma is the source of this 1967-nucleotide messenger RNA. RefSeq lists its product as uncharacterized. The transcript is spliced from 2 exons. The record is from RefSeq and is a predicted model, not a curated record. NCBI's taxonomy places the organism in Eukaryota, Fungi, Ascomycota, Eurotiomycetes, Chaetothyriales, Herpotrichiellaceae. Gene Ontology annotation, biological process: transmembrane transport. The coding region runs from base 580 to 1638 and encodes 352 amino acids.
AGUACUUCGUACAAGGGCUGCCCAGCACCAGUGAGCCGAAAAGACCUGGAACUAUGGUUGCUGGUCUGAUGCUCUCGUGGUCAAACAUUGUCUCAGAUCUGCUGGAAAAAAAGAUCGCCCUGCACCCAUCGCAAUUCUGUGACCAGAACACCUCGAUCUGCGUUAGCUGGACCGUGGCAUUAUUCUUCUCAAGUUUCCCUUCUUGCGACGACUUGUUCAGAUUUCCAUCUCCAAUUCAGUGGUCCUCCAUCCCCUCGCCCGGAUUCUCCCGUCUAUCUCUCCCUGUCCCUUGACGACUUCAUCCUCCACACGAGAGGACUUUUCCGAAAGGCUUUCGACGAUUGAUAAAGACCAAGAAACGAUGGGUGUCCAUGCCUGAGCGAAAGAUAUUGUAACAACACACUAUGCUUUCCUACAAACAAAGAUUGUGAAAAAUUUCCAUGGACUCCACAGCUUCAGGCAAAUCCAGAACCCUCCCUGUCGUGCUGCCGUACCCCUGUUCUCCUCUCGCGUCCGAAGAGCAGACCGCCUUACUGUGUUGUUCGCAUUCAAUAUCUGCGCAUAAAGCGCGUCAAAGUCAUGAGGCUAGGAGAGAAGGAGCCUGCAACAGUGAACGGUAAUCUUGGACAGACAUCUUCUCCGCUUCGCAACUUGCCCAAUCUACCAGAGGCUCCUGCAGCCAUGUCAACGAACGACCUGGUUGCGCGGUCGCGUGAGUUCAUCUCAACCCCCUUCACAGCUGCCUUCUGUGCAGGAGGUGUAGCUGGAGCUGUCUCGCGGACCGUUGUAUCACCCCUGGAACGAUUAAAGAUUCUUUAUCAAGUACAAAGCGCAGGUCGCAAUGAAUACAAAAUGUCCAUCUCCAAAGCUCUGCGAAAAAUGUACACAGACGAGGGUUGGAGGGGUUUUAUGAGGGGGAAUGGCACCAACUGCGUACGCAUUGUGCCUUAUUCGGCUGUGCAGUUCGGAGCCUACAAUGCCUACAAGAGAUUUUUCGAAAGUACACCCGGCGCAGAUCUCGACCCUAUUCGACGGUUAAUAUGUGGUGGCUUGGCUGGCAUCACAUCCGUUACUUUCACAUACCCUCUCGACAUCGUACGAACGCGACUUUCAAUCCAGUCGGCUUCGUUUGCCGCACUCGGGAAACACGAGGGCAAGUUGCCUGGCAUGUGGCAGACAAUGAUCAACAUGUACAAGAAUGAAGGUGGUGUGCUUGGCCUCUAUCGAGGCAUUAUUCCCACGGUGGCCGGCGUUGCACCAUAUGUUGGUCUGAACUUCAUGGUGUACGAGUCGGUUCGAGGCUGGUUCACCGAGCCUGGUGAGAAACACCCCGUCUGGUAUCGCAAGCUCGCUGCGGGAGCGAUUUCGGGAGCUGUGGCUCAGACUUGCACAUAUCCCUUCGACGUACUCCGACGACGGUUCCAAAUCAAUUCCAUGUCAGGCAUGGGCUACCAAUACAAGGGUAUCUUUGAUGCUAUUCGGACCAUUGUCUCCCAGGAGGGGAUCAUGGGGUUGUACAAGGGCAUAGUGCCCAAUCUACUGAAGGUUGCUCCUAGCAUGGCUAGCAGUUGGCUCAGUUUCGAAAUGACGAGGGACUUCUUGGUUGAUUUGGCACCAACGAAGGCAGACCCUAUAUGAGACGGUCUGAUUCAAUUUCACAAUCACAUCCGGUGUAACGUGGCUCUCUAUCAAUUUUAGAAUCCAGGGAAGACUCGGACAGGUGUUUUCGUGCUUACAGGAAACAAUGGAGUUCACACAGCCUUGCGAGUUGCCGCAGCGUGACUAUCGCUGUAUCUCCAAUAUGUAUUGGAAUUGGUGGACAUUUCAUGGAGUAGGAUUGGGAGGCUUAGACAGAACAGGAGCAGCAUUUUUCAGGAGUCAUAAAAUAUCACAGACAAGCCUUGGAGCGAACAGAAUCUAUACAGAUUCCAAUAAAUAAGCCCACGACUUGAGAUGUUCAAUCUGGC